Messenger RNA from Cannabis sativa, 1992 nucleotides. Its product is annotated as probable protein phosphatase 2C 66. The transcript is spliced from 5 exons. Gene Ontology annotation, molecular function: protein serine/threonine phosphatase activity. The record is from RefSeq and is a predicted model, not a curated record. Lineage: Eukaryota; Viridiplantae; Streptophyta; Magnoliopsida; Rosales; Cannabaceae. Gene Ontology annotation, biological process: protein dephosphorylation. Bases 245 to 1678 code for a protein of 477 amino acids.
AAACCAAAGGGGUAUAUUGAGUGAAAGCCAGGUGAAGCUGACUACCAACUAAUUUAAUUAAUUAAUUAAUUAAUUAAAGAUGGAAAGGCAGAGAGAGAGAGAAUGAUUGUAUGUGAAAGAGUAGAGAAGAGAAGACUACAGAAGAAAAAGAAGAAGAGAAGAGGUAGAGUAGUAGAAUAGUGGUACUAUAGCAGUAGAGUGGUUUUAGGUUUAUUAAUAAUAAUAAUAAUAAUAAUAAUAAUCCAUGGGUUCCUGUUAUUCCAAAUCUACUAAUAAUAAGAUCAAGAAGAAUAAGAAUAAGAAUGAGAUUGGGAUUGGGAUUGAGAUUGGGAUUGGGAUUGGGAUCCCUGGAAGGAUGUGCUUCAAUUCAGCCUCUAAACUCUCAUGCUUGCAUACCCAGCAAGGCAAGAAAGGAACCAAUCAAGACGCCAUGCUCUUUUGGGAGAAUUUCAGUGGGCGUAGUGAUACUGUAUUUUGUGGGGUAUUUGAUGGGCAUGGUCCUUACGGUCAUAUGGUAUCCAAGAAAAUCCGUGAUUCACUUCCUCUAAUACUCUCUACUCACUGGGAAGCUACCUUUGAUGAACAAGAACAAGAAGAAAAAGAAGAAGAGGAAGAGGAAGAAGAUUGCAAUGACAAUGAGCAUGAUCAUAACAAUAAUAACAAUGAUGAAUCACUCCCACUCAUGUAUCCACCUCUUAAAAAUGCUUUCUUGAAAGCUUUCAAGUUAAUGGAUAAGGAAUUGAAGCUCCAUCCUACUAUUGACUGCUUCUGCAGUGGCUCAACCGCUGUUACUUUAGUCAAACAGGGUGACCAUCUUGUGCUUGGAAAUGUUGGGGAUUCCAGAGCUGUAAUGGCAACAAGGGAUCAACACGACACUUUGAUUGCUGUACAGUUAACUGUGGACUUAAAGCCUGAUCUUCCUGGUGAAGCUGCUAGGAUCCAACAAUGCAAAGGAAGGGUAUUUGCAUUGCAGGAUGAGCCCGAGGUAGCGCGUGUCUGGCUGCCUAAUAAUGACUCACCUGGUUUGGCAAUGGCUAGAGCUUUCGGGGACUUCUGUCUCAAGGAUUUCGGUUUGAUAUCAGUCCCAGAUGUUUACUAUCACCAUCUUACGGAAAGAGAUGAGUUCAUUAUUCUUGCCACUGAUGGGGUUUGGGAUGUCCUAUCAAAUAAGGAAGCUGUAGAAAUUGUUGCUUCAGCUCCCAGUCGCGCAACAGCUGCAAGAGCUCUGGUGGACUGUGCUGUUCGAGCCUGGAAGCUUAAAUAUCCCACGUCGAAAAAUGAUGAUUGUGCUGUUGUUUGUCUAUUUCUAGACCAUAAGUCUCCAGUCAGUGCAGCUGUUAUUGAAAAUGAUAGGACAAAGAAUCAUGAAGGAGCAAUGGAAAUAGCUGAUGAAGGUUUAGAAGUUGAUUAUUCUCAUGGUAUUGUUAUCGAUCCUGAUCCCCAUUCGGGAAAUAUAGGAAGCUCUAGUGAGAUUGUACCUGUUAGAGAUGUGACGGAGGAAAAGUUUCCUGCAAAGAGUCAAUCUAGGAGAAGCCUAGCUGAGUUCAUUUCAAAUGCAGAUGACGAUGAGGAGUGGUCAGCUUUGGAAGGCGUUACUCGGGUUAACAGUCUGCUAAGCCUUCCACGAUUUUUGUCUGGUGAUAAAAGAGCAGCAGCAAACUGGAGAAAGUGGUUGUGACAUCUCACAAGAACAGAACAGGACUUGUUUUCAUUUUUGUUUCACUGAUCACGACCAUAUUUACUUUGUAGAAAGGAAUUAGUUUGUGCUAGCUCACUGGCUGUAAAAUAUAAGUUGUUGUUUUUCAUUUAUAGAAAUUCCAGGGCCAUUUUAUUAUAUUAGGGAGUUUUGAUCUCUGACUGUGUCAUUGAAUGUGCAAUAUUUGUGGGUCGUGAAUGUGAUAAGCAAAUAGUACACAUUCAAGUGACUUGUGAUUUUUUUCAGUUUUGAUUUCACUUCAAAUCAACAAUCAACAUUAUUCACCUUCACUAUUA